Messenger RNA from Arabidopsis arenosa, 2121 nucleotides. NCBI's taxonomy places the organism in Eukaryota, Viridiplantae, Streptophyta, Magnoliopsida, Brassicales, Brassicaceae. The record is from the annotation of a GenBank genome assembly.
AUCGAGAAAGAGGACGCAUUUGCCGGUGUUGAAGAGAAUUUUCCAAUCACGAAAUCAGGGGACGUCAUGCUAAAUGAGAUUCUGUGGGGUUAAUUCUGAGUGAGAAGGCUAUAAUAGUUUCUAAUGGGGAUAAGAUAUCUGCCCAUUUCCUUGGCAACAACAGCUUUGAGCUUUGUGGGUUUACAAGUCUGGACGGAGUUGUCUCUUGAUAGACUUAGAGCUGAUGGGAUUAUCACCAAGAACGUUUCUUUAGGAGAUUCUGAGAAUACCCUUGAGCUGCUUCUGAGUUCUCACACUACAAUUGCCUUGCUGGCAAGUUUUUUGCUCAAUGUCUACAUUCUUCUUGUUCUUUCUCUCAAGACUCUGUUUUUUGGGGAUCUAUAUGCCAUUGAAACUAGAAAGCUGGUGGAAAGGCUUGCCAAUUACAUCAUUUACAAGGGCACUUUUCUUCCAUUGGUGGUUCCACCAACAGUAUUUCAGGGGGUCCUAUGGACAAUCUGGUUGACUGUUCUGUGUACUCUAAAGAUGUUUCAAGCUUUGGCUAGAGAUCGGCUUGAUCGAUUGAAUGCAUCUCCUUCUUCUACUCCUUGGACAUAUUUUCGUGUGUAUUCAGCACUGUUCAUGGUUCUCUCUGCUGAUUUGUGCUGGAUAAAGCUUUCCCUUAUGGUAUACAAUACAAUUGGUACAUCUGUGUAUUUAUUGUUACUUUUUGAGCCAUGCAGUGUAGCUUUUGAGACCUUGCAGGCGUUGUUGAUUCACGGGUUUCAACUGCUUGAGAUGUGGAUCAACCACUUAGCGGUCAAGAAUUCAGAUUGCCAAAGAUCAAAGUUUUAUGAUUCUAUGACAGCAGGCUCAUUAUUGGAAUGGAAAGGCCUCCUCAACCGGAAUCUUGGUUUCUUCCUAGACAUGGCUACCUUGGUAAUGGCCCUCGGUCAUUAUUUGUACAUCUGGUGGCUCCAUGGAAUGGCCUUCCAUCUGAUGGAUGCAGUUUUGUUUCUCAACAUACGUGCCUUGCUAAGUGCAAUUUUGAAACGGAUAAAAGGAUACAUCAAACUGAGAGUAGCUUUAGGUGCUCUUCAUGCAGCUCUUCCUGAUGCAACUUCAGAAGAGCUACGGGCAUAUGAUGACGAAUGUGCUAUAUGUCGGGAACCAAUGGCUAAGGCUAAAAGACUUCACUGCAACCACCUUUUUCAUCUUGGAUGCCUGCGAUCAUGGUUGGAUCAAGGUUUAAAUGAGGUUUACUCUUGUCCUACAUGCCGUAAGCCUCUUUUUGCUGGUAGAACUGAAAGUGAGGCGAAUCCUAGCAGAGGAGAAGGCGAUGAACACUUAGCCCGUCAAUUUGAGAGACAAAAUAAUUCUGUGCAUUCACUAACCACUGGGAUGUUUCCAACCGAGACCCCAAAUUCCACUGAAAGUGAUCCUUGGAGGAAUUCAGGACUGGAUCCAAGCUGGCUGCAAACAUGGUCAGAUCAGGGUGUUGAUGUUGUGGGUCCCUCUGCAGGCUCCAGAUCCGUUGGGCUGGGGCAGGUUCAAUUGAUGAUGAGGCAUCUUGCAUCUGUUGGGGAAGAUUAUACUCAGACUGCAGUUGACGAUGCUUCUUGGGGUCUCUGGCCAAUGAAUCCUGCACAAGCAUCGACUUCAUCUACAUAUGUUCCUCCUGGUACUGGGGGAAGAACAGGUGGUCUGCAUCUGAGAACUGUCUCCCGUGCAGCAAAUAACAUGGCGAAUAUACUAGCUAUGGCCGAGACAGUAAGGGAAGUCCUCCCACAUGUGCCUGAUGAAAUAAUCUUCCAGGACCUGCAAAGAACAAAUUCUGUUUCUGUUACAGUGAACAAUCUUCUCCAAAUGUGAUGAUGGUUUACCUAAAAGUAAUUAGCACUCCCAUUUCGAGCUCAGGUUUACCCAGCAUAAGAUAAACGGAUCAGGAAACAUCCUUGUCUGUUAAGUUUUACUCACCACCACACAUUUAGAAGCGUUGUCUGGUGUAAAUAGGAGGCAUUCUUGCAACAGACUUUGCAAGAGAAAGAGGCUCUAGAGUAGAUUUUGUUCAUUGCUCUUGUGGGAUAAAUAAAGCUCUUCUGUUUGCAGAACCAUGGCGGUUCAUAAAAUAUCUUGUUCAGU